UCGUCUCUCUCACUCUCGCAUACCGAUGAGUUUAUGCUUACGUUUACAAUUGCGGCAAGUGGUAUGCCAAAAUCGUUAUUGUUGCUGUGUCGGCUAUCGUAAGUAGCCGAAAGCAAUUAUACGAAAAGAAAAGUAUCAUUUACGUAAAACUAAGAUAGAUCUAUAUGCGGAAAACAUAACAUGAUAAAAUAGUCGAGAUGCGGGGAACUUGUGUUAUUUACAGCAUAAUUUGCAUCUUGAUAUCUAUUACAUAUGCACACGAUUUUCGGAAUUUCGAUGAUACAGUUAUAUUUAAAAUCAAUUGGCCCGGAAAGAGCAACACAGAGUUGUUAGAAUCUCACUCAAACGUAGAGCCAUAUUUCAUAACUACAGCGAAUAAUGAACGAUAUAAGUGCAUAAUUCCCGAUACAAUAGAACAAGAAAAUGAUUACAGUGAGUCGUACAUCGGGCCAAAUCCAAUACAACUUUUGCAACCGAUAUUUGCCCAAAACAGUUGCUCUUACAGGCUGGAGUCAUAUUGGACCUAUGAAUUAUGCCACGGUCGAUAUGUUCGGCAAUACCACGAAGACAGAGAAGGAAAGAAACUCAAAAUGCAAGAGUAUUAUCUUGGUACCCUGGAUAAAGCACAAAAGAUGAAGCUUUCUGCAGCUUAUGACGAACAGGCGAAGAAUCCUAAUAGGAAAUUAAAUAUACCAAUUAAGAAAAUUGAUGGAAUUAAUAUGCCGUACGUUGAAGUUGAAAUGACCGAUGGGACAAUUUGCGAUUUGAAUAAUAAACCAAGAAGUAUCAAAGUGUUAUAUAUCUGUUAUAAACAUGGAAAGCAUGAUGUGUAUUCACUCAAGGAAACUGUGUCUUGCGAGUACGAAGCGAUAAUACUUUCACCGGUACUAUGUACUCAUCCAGAUUACAAACCUCAAGACACGGGAGAAAAUGAAAUCACGUGUUUACCUGUUGGCAAUGCACCUAAGAAGCCAAAAUCACUUAUGUCAAUGGAAUUAGAAAGUCUAAAAAUGCGACAUCAACAAACGAGGGAUGAGAAGCAGCAGAAAGUGUAUGCAAUUAUCCAUGUAGAUAAGGAGGGCCAGGAUGGUGAGCCGAGGGUAAGAGUUGAGAUACAUCCGUUGGAUGUUACAGACAAGCACGGCAAUAUUGAUGAAUCUAUCAACGCGUUGACUGAUCAGAGUAUCAGUCCUGCCGAAGUUAGCCCCAUACAGAAUUUCCUCAGUGGGAAAAACUGCCUGCACGGGGGCAACAGUUGGUGGAAGUAUGAGUUCUGCUACGGACGUUCCGUCGCCCAGUAUCACAUAGAAAAGGACGGUACAAAGACGAUUAUUAAUCUUGGUAGAUUCGACAAAGAGAAACAUUUGGAGUGGAUAGCUACGCAUCCGCACAAAAAACCCAAGUCGCUAGAGUUAAGGAAACAUCUCUCACACUUUUACAGCGAUGGCAGUAACUGUGAUAAGACUGGAACUCCCAGGCAAACUGAAGUAAAACUGAAAUGCGUGGAGAACCACACGGCGAGCCCAUCUAGUGUAUCAUUAUUUUUGUUGGAACCAAAAACUUGUGAAUACGUUCUAGGAGUUGAAUCACCAUUGAUCUGUGAUAUAUUGGAAUAUGCCGAUGAAAAUGGACUUCUGAGUGAGAAAUUCGAAGCGAAUUUCGAUAAAUUGAAAUCUACAGCUUCGCAUGCGGAGCAAGACAGUUUAUAUGAACGAAUAGUUAACGAGGAAGAUUAGAACGCGAUUAUAUCCCUUUUUUAAUUAAUUAAAAGUGAUUAAAGUUGUUAUUAAUUGUUUA
Messenger RNA from Dinoponera quadriceps, 1797 nucleotides. Its product is annotated as endoplasmic reticulum lectin 1. Gene Ontology annotation, cellular component: endoplasmic reticulum lumen. The record is from RefSeq and is a predicted model, not a curated record. Gene Ontology annotation, biological process: retrograde protein transport, ER to cytosol; endoplasmic reticulum unfolded protein response. The transcript has 7 exons. Lineage: Eukaryota; Metazoa; Arthropoda; Insecta; Hymenoptera; Formicidae. The coding region runs from base 198 to 1736 and encodes 512 amino acids.